Molecule: messenger RNA, 1179 nt
Organism: Diabrotica balteata
Lineage: Eukaryota; Metazoa; Arthropoda; Insecta; Coleoptera; Chrysomelidae
Source: the annotation of a GenBank genome assembly
AUGUAUGCUAUCUCUUAUCUCACAUGUAGGGGUAGUGGUACUAUAAGAUUAUGGGCAGAGGUAUUUCACGUAGCAGCUGGAAGCGGCCAAGCAAAAUGGCAGCAAGUAAGCGAAGAUUUAGUACCAGUCAACAUCACCUGCAUCCAAGACUCGCCAGAAUGCGUUUUUCACAUCACAGCUUACAAUUCACAAGUCGACAAAAUCUUGGAUGUUCGGCUGGUACAACCAGGAACAAGAAUUGGCCAAGCAUCCGACUGUUUUGUGUAUUGGAAGGAUCCCAUGACCAACGACACAUGGGGAUUAAAUUUCACCUCACCCAUUGACGCUAAACAGUUUAGAGAAUGUUGUUCGCCGUCUUUCAAGUUCAGCCGCAAGGCUUCCUCUUCGUACAGCCUCAAGUUGGAACCGCCCAACAAACAGAAGUUGAAGACGGCGGGCGGCAAACGGAAACCGCUCAGCACGCCAGCGUCCCCCAGCAGGCCGGCCGCUUCCGGCCGUGAACCACAAUGCACGUGCAUGACGUCGGAGCAGUAUGCGAGGCUCAAGGCGCAAGAUCCCAGAUAUAGGGGAUCUUCAACACUUCCCCGAGCGACAACGAGAACGACAGACUCAGAAGUACGGAUAGAAAAAGUAACCGCCGCAACAUCUUCCACUAGUCUUUAUGACAACGUUGGUGCUACUCAGACUGUAUCUACACAAGGUGAAUAUACUCAAGGUACAAAAGGGGCACAAAGGGAAGGUAGUCAAAACAGGCCAAUGCGAGAUAGAGGAGUACAACCACAAUUGGAUACCAGUACUAUGACGACAAGUAAUACUGCUACCGGACCAAAGACUGUGACUGCCUCAGUGGGUACAGAAAAUUCUGUUGGAUCUCAAAUAAGCCAGACUGAACCUCCAUCUCAAACUCAAACCUCGGAAUCUUCAAAAUCAGAAGGCACGCAAGCCGGUGGUUCCUUGGGCCCAACCACAAAAUCCUCAUCUACAUCUACACGACCUCCUCUAAGAGAUAACCUUCAUCACGUACUUACCAAUACCAAAUCGGUGGAUUAUUCCGAAAUAGACAUGGUCAGAGAUGCCGAACUGAGAGCUGCUCAUCACCACAAUGUAGUCAAUAAUAAUAUUUCUAGUAGACGAAAUAAGUCGAAGAGUACUGAAGACAUGAAUAGGGAAAGUGACUAG